AUGAUGGAAGAUUUGAUAUUCUAUUUCGUCGAUUCCCCUGCUCCCAGGUGCCAGGAGAGGCAUGAAUGUAAGAAAUUCUUUGAAGACGCGUCCAAAGCAUUGACCCAGCAUGCAGAGAUUACAGUCGACCAAGCUCGUGAGGACCUGACGGUUCUUGCCCAGCGAAUCGUAGGUCUAAAAGAUCGCUGCUACCGCAUUGAGUGGUAUGCCAAGUUUGGCUGUGCCAUUUUGUUCAAUCGAGUCGAUGUGUCGACCUUAGUGAUUAAUGUCAUUGGGUUGGAUGGUUGGACGAACAAGGUUCAUGCUUGGAUGGACGGAAGACAAGUUACAGCAGUCCCGGACGUGGCCAAUCCUUCCAUCAAACCACUGGGUGAGAUUUCUCCGGACAGAGUGGAGGAACUGUUCGAGACAUUCGCAGAAGUUAUGACACAAAGAGCCAAAGAGAACAAAAAACUUCACCACACCUCGGACUUCCUCUGGGCGAGAUUUGUCGAGUCCCUUGCGAAGAUGAAGUUGGUUCCUGACCGUUACGAACAUGCCGAGGAAAUGGACUUGCAAGGAGGAAGCUCAGAUCUGGGCCGUCAUACAGGGUGUCUUGAGCGGAACAUUUCGUUCCCUUUGGUUGCAUCAGUGUAUUGCGCCCUGUUGGAGUCUGAUGGUGAUAAGAAGCAUCGUGCUUUCCACAAGAUGCUUUGUGUGUACUAUUUGGAAAACCUAAGAAUCGUUUGCUCCAAGAUCACCGACUUUGAUAGACGAAAGAUCGACCGAGGAGUUGUCAUCAUUCGGGAAAUCAAAAAGGUUCUUGCGUCUCUUGAUGACAAACCAUUUUGUGAGCAUGUUGUGGAGCAAACGGAGCUAUAUUUUCAAAGGCUGUCGACUUUGCGACCGGAGAGGGAUUCUUCAGUUUGUGAUCUCCCUCGAAUCUUUGAAAUCCCAAAUGACUGCGGAGCAUUGGAUCCCUCGUUGUUCCCCGAAGUGUCUGCAAGAAAUACAGAAACUGGAGACCACGCAUCCCGUAUGGCAGCCGCACGGAAUGUCGCUAAGCGGAACCUUGGGUUCUCGAACUUGCUUGCGUAUGAUCCCCAAGAAAAUGCGAAAGCACAGGAUGUGUGGGUAGCGCUUGGUCGGAUCCAAAAAUGUUUCUGGAACUGGGCUGGAAUUCUCGUCACUGUCGACGUCGAUACAAAAGCGAUCGUUAGGCUCCUAAUGGAUCUCCAGCAACAGCAUGAGCAUGCAACGGCUUCUGUACUUGAGAUAUGCAAGUCUUGUGGUGCGCAUAUCUUGUCCGUUGAGCUGAAGAGCUGUCGAAUGCUAGUUACGUCGAUCGCGUAUUGCUGGGCUCAUCGGCUCGCGGUUGAGAGAUUCCCGCUGUUCAAAAGCUGCAAGCCAGUUCUCGACCCGAAGGAUCUGGCUCGUUUAGUUUUGCCAGAUUAUGAAGCAGAUCAAGCUAUGCAACACGUACGUCGCUUCCUUCUGCAGAAUGGUGAGGGCAGGGUGAAAUCACCUUUUCGGAAUGCAACGCACACACUAGAUCUUGCGCUGGAAGUCGGACGCGUGUCAGACUACUUGAAACGGAGACAGAAAGAGGAACAAGCCAAAGCCUCGGAAAGAAUCGACGACCGGUACAGUCGGAUCCAGGCGACGCAACGAAAACUCGAGACUCUAGAUAAUGAGCUUCGUGUUGCCAAGUCUCGUUACGACGAUGCUCAUCGUAGGGAGCAAGAGUCGAGGCGUCGUGACUACCAGUAUCAUCAUGGGACAAAGGUGUUUAAUGCUGCAUACUACGAACGUGAACAUGCUCGAGUCAAUGCUUGGAACCAAGUACUUGAGUUGGAAAGACAAAUCAAGAACGAAGAGUGGAUCCCUGAGGACACGUUUUUGCCUUUACCGAGAACCGAGAGUUUGGCACUGACAGACUUGUUCUUCCUGUUCAUGCCGAAGGAAUUCAUGUUUGUAUUUUCACUCGCUCAUGCUGUGGAAUCAGAACUGUGGAAGAGAGUGCCGGCAGCGCCGAAACCAAGUCAUGACUUGUUGGUUUGGUUCAAACGCUACAGUAGUGGAGCAAGUGGGCUCGUGGACCUCAAGAUAAUAACACUGGGCACCCACGAAGAGUGUGUCCAGUCUCCACCUGUAAAGAACAUUCGUGGAUAUGGAAGGGAAACAGGUGUCUUCUUUCCAGACUCCUAUGAUAUUGCUCAGUUCUGGGUCGGAAGCGAUCCAUUUUCAUCCAGGCGUGAGGAGGGUGAAUCAGAGCACCUCUUCACUUCGGGCCCAACAGAUCUUUCUGAUCAACACUUGAAGCGAUACAUGGUUGUGCUUGAGGAAGACCGGAGGUCACGCGGGAACCUAGGAAUCGCGAACAAGAGCGAAGCGCCAGACUGGUUGUCGCCCGAGUUUUGGUUGAUGUUCACAAGUCUGAGGGCAUUCCCACGUAGUCAGUUCCGACAGCUCCUCAGGUCCCUUAUUGACAACCUGUUACCGUUUGGCCAUCCAUGUGUUCAUGUCUUGGUCAAGCAGGCGCUCUAUCAAGUUGGAGACAAGUGGAAACGAGAUCUUGAAAGUGAUAUGCAUGUUCUUGAAAGAUUUGCAGAGCAGCUCAAUGACAAGGCGGAUCAAUUCCAAGCACCUCCAAAUGAUGUUGGCGAGCUGUUAUUGUUCGGGACAAUUGCCUCCUUUUUAGGUGGGUACGACGGUCGGCACUGUCUUGAAACCUCAAGAAAGUACACCAAAGUGGCUCGUGGGUUGGCUAAAAUGGUGGAGGGCGAAAUCCAAGAGGACGGCACCGGCAAUCCAGAUCUCUACGCAAAGCAGGCGAGGCUCUAUGCUUGUGCGUUGCUUUCUGGUUCGACUAUGGACACCGAGCCUCAGUCUCUCAUUGAUCUGCUUGAACUAAAUGUUAUUUUCAACUACAAGAAACAAUUCUGUGAGGACCGCCUCGAGUGCGGACUGAAAAGUGCCGUGCAACGCCGAAUGGGUGAGAGAAUUGCUGCAAUUGCAGCGACUGGUGAACUUAAUCCAGAGAUUCUGACCGGUUGUCUUCGGUUGAUUGGUAUAAACGCUCCUGAUUUGACAUGGACGAAGGUCUCCUACGCUGAAGCAACAGACACGGCGUGUUUUGAGGCAGAAGCCGAUCAUCUUUACUCGAUCAACCUUCUCAACGGCACUGUGCUGGUCAAUGGCGUUCCUCCCCGAUUCCUGCCGCUGUCAAUAAUGGAACACGAACUCUACGUGAGAACAUUUCAAGAACGAACGUUUGAGUGUAUUGACGACGAAAGUGGCGACGGUUGCUUCAAGACAACUGGUGCUGCCGGUGAUGCUUUUUGUUACAGCUUCAAACUGAGGAAAGGUUCAUUGGAGAUCACCGAAACCCGUGCCAGUACUGAUGGAGAGGACUCGGAAAGGGAUAUGCUCCAGUUGCUCCCGCGUAAGGUCAUGGAGAAGUUGCCAACCCUUCUCGUGGAGCCAUUCAGCCAUUGGUAUUCUCCCUUUCACGAUGCCAUCUUCUUUCGAGGUGUUCGUUACGAGGACCGAGAGAUAUCCUAUGUCAUGACCAGAGAUGCCCUCCACAGAAUUCCUCCCAGCAAAGUAAGUGGAUCACCGGAAGCUGCGAUGGCGCUCCUGGAGCACUGUCAUAGAUUGGUUUUCUCGCCACUCCCUACCUUGCGAAUUCUGUCCCGGAUCGAGAAAUGCGAUCAUAUCCUUGCUUGGGUGGAUACCAAUGCUUCAGAAGUCACGUACUCGCUGCCGCGCCUCGGCUUAAAGUUCGUUCAACGAUCCGAAGUUGUCUUUUCGACAAACUAUGAAGGGUACUCCCUGAAAGAGGGUCAGGUUCUCAACGAUACUUUGCUUGGAGUGACUUCUUACCUUGUACUGGUUGACAAACUCGAUAAAGAAAAAGUGCUGGUUCCGUUUGGCACGGUCACCGAGGGUGGAGAUGUGAGUAUUCCAGAGGCAUGGCACGUCAAGUCUGGCUGCCAUACUUUCGACAUCCAUGGGCGCUUGGGCCAUUUGCAAGCAUGUUCUAUUCUUGCAAGGCUUCAACUUGCUUGCAUGUAUGCGGCCUCUUCGUACCUCUGCGUCGAAGCUGGCCCCAUGAGAACAGGAAUGGACAUGGCAGUUGAGCUUGUACGUUACUGCUGGACUGAUGAAGUGCUCACUGAAGCUGUGCAGAAAAAAUUGGAGGAAGUUUGCAGUUGGAGCAACCUCUGUUGCACACUGCAGCUCAUGUGUCAUUGGGUGUGGAAAUCCUCGCGUCGUCUCAGCUUCUUAAAUGUGGGUUCUCGAAUUCAGUCUGAACCCGAGGAGCUGGCUUUAGUGUUGGAUCCUCUUGCGGCGAGAGAGUACACUCAAGACGAUUCAUUUGCACCAAAGCUCUUGCCCGAAGAAGAACUCUACCUUCUUGGGACUUGCCGAGAGAGAAUCAAGCUGAGGUGUCAAGAGCCCAAGCAAGACGAUCGGUUCGAUGAGCACGGGAGUACACGUACCAGUGCUUUCGUCAAAAGGGUGGAAGCUGUUCUCGAGGGAAAAUGUACUCUAACAAGACCUUCGGGCAACUCAGAACGACCAUUUCCGCUUGACUUGCCAAGAGAGGAAAAGGACGGUUUGGAAGGUCGCCUUGAUCGCGAAAGUUGGAAGGCGUUUUGUUCCCUGGAAGAUUCCCAAGGCUUAGUUGGUUCAGAGACUGUACAAGUCUGCGAAAAGUUGCUGAUGGAGACCAAGCACAAAAGGGAAGGCACAGAACAGGAAAUUCUUGAAACCAUGAAUCGACAUGAUUCUUGCCUCGAUCGAAUGGCCAUAAUGUCCGGUGCAAUCCGCCGUGCUUGUCGUCGUGACCUACUGUCUCUUGCCCUUGACUCAUCUGCUCUUCAGUCCAUCAAUCCAUCGGUUUCAGAGGAAAAUACAAAGAGCUUGCGCGUUCGAAUUCAUGAUUGGAUGCUGCUUUGUGUGCUAGAGGACAAGCUGCGAAGAGUGCAGCAAGUGGCCACUUGCAACCCUAACGAGGUUCUGGAGGAAGCCAGAUGCAAACGAAACUGGGACUCGAGGCAACACAUCGAGUGGCUUGUUUUUGAGGUGGAACAGGAAUUACAGAUUAGGCCAUUUCAGUAUUCGAUUGUCAAGCAGCUUUUGGAAAACAAUCACACCAUGAUUCAGCUCAAUAUGGGCCAGGGAAAAACCAGCGUCCUCGUCCCGAUGCUCCUUCUUGAACUUGUCAAUACAUCCCAAGAUGUGAUUCGAGUGAAUAUGCUUUCUUCUAUCAUUCAUGUCGCCAAAGAAAAGUACAAGGCAAUGCUGCAAUCAUCGGUGCAAUAUUUGAAGAUUAGGACACUCCCCUUUACACGGAGCGCCCCCCUUGACAAACACCAUCAAGAAAUUAUUUCGCAAGAAUUGACUCGGUGCGGCAAGGAGAAGUGCUGCGUGCUUGUCACACCUCAAGAUCGCAACUCCCUCUUGAUGAAGCAAUUCGACGAAGAUGGCAUGCACGUUCACGGCUUGAAAAGCAACCGCUUUGUGGAUAUUAUUGACGAGAGCGAUGUAAUUUUGCAUCAUUCUUUCCAGCAGACGUAUGCCGUUGGUUGUCAAGUGAAUCUCCCUGAUGGCGCCUCAAGGUGGAAUGUGAUUGAAGCCCUGCUCCUAAUCCUUUCGGAGAGCCCUUGUCCUGAAAUCAAAGAUGCAAGGGAAGAUCGUUCGGCAGUGCACAAGGCAGUGUCGGAAGUUGGCACGUUUCCCAAAUUGCGGCUCUUACCAGGCUUUGACUGUCACAUGGAGGACGUCAGAAAGGCACUGUGUCGCGAGCUCAUCUCGAACCCCCCUUACGAACUUCAAUGGAUGGCACAAUUGAGCAGUGAGAAGGUUGAUCUUCUUGUUGCCAUCAUGUCUGACCGCGAGAUGAAUGCCUGGAACAUAAUCGAGUCAGAUGAGUUGUUCCUCGACAACCGAGGUCACAUCCUUGCUGCUAGAGGGUGCAUUGCCGGUGGAUUGCUGUUUCAUUGCUUGAAGGCGCGGCAUCGGGUGAAGUAUGGAGUUGAUCAAUGUAGGCGGAAGAUGGCCGUGCCCUUUAUUGCAAGUGAUACGCCCUCAGCCAGAUCAGAGUUCAGCCAACCUGACGUCGCCAUCAUAUAUACGUAUCUGUCCUACUAUCAUGAUGGAUUGUCAAUAAAUCAACUGAAGGAGGCCUUGGUUCAGUUGCAAGCGCUGGGACCUAUGGUUCAAGCAAAACGAUUUUCUUCUUGGAUUGAUGUUGUUCGGAGGAGCAUUGCUGUUUCUGAUGCUCAUGUAGAGAAGGUGAAAAAAUUUGAUAGCAUUGAGAAAGUAGACCCUGGCAACAGGUUUCAGCUGGAAUUGAUGCAUCCCUAUUUGUUUCGCUCCAUGAAGGUUAUCUCUUUUUGGCUUGACACUGUUGUAUUUCCCAGGGAAACGAAAGUCUUUCCCCAGAGUCGAUUUUCGUCUGCUUGGAACCUCGUCGACGAAGGGAGUCAGAUGGGCUUUUCUGGAACUGACGACAACCAGUACUUGCUGCCUUUCUUUGUGGAGCAGGCUGUGCAGGAAGAGCCAGAGCUGCUGGCUACCAAUGGCUUGAUGAUUGACCGCAUCUUGACGUGCACAAAUGGCGUGGAACUCCUUCCCCAAGAUGAGAACGGUAGGCUUUGGCAGGCAAUCUUGCAGAAGUGCUUGGAAGUCGAAGCUCGUGCUUUGAUAGAUGUCAGUGGGCUCAUGGCUGGCAUUGAAAACAGAGCCGUUGCAGAAGCUCUCGCAGAGCUGCUCGAAGAACAGUCUGAAUUCCGUGGUGUGCUGUACUACGAUGUUCCUUCGCGUGCGUGGAAUGUGGUGGAAUUCGACAGCACAACGCGUAAUAUUAUGCCUCUUCAAGUCUCCAGCCUUUGCGAGGCGGAGUGUUUUGCAUACUUUGACCAGAGCAGAUGCCGAGGGGCCGACUUGAAGCUUCGAUCUGAUGCUCGUGCCGUGGUCACCCUGGAGCCGAACCUUACAAAAGCCCGCUUCUUGCAGGGGUGUGCGAGGAUGCGCAAGUUGCGUCCUGGAGAGCAAUCGUUGAUCCUUGUGGGCACAGAGGAGACCCUGAAUGUGUCCGCGACCGUGAAAGGUAUCCUGGAGCUGACUAUCCGAAAUACUGUCAAGGAAAACAAAAAGGGAAUUCUUGAGUUGUAUGAACGAGGAAUGAAAUACAAGAAGUUCCCUGAUGCGAUGGAUGUGGAUGUGGCGCUCGAGGUUCUGUAUGGAGGGCCGAUGAAGAGUUAUUCCUCCAUGUCGGAUUUCUUGGACGCCACAGUGGAAUGCGAAACGGAUAAGUUUGUGAGCGAAUUGGUAGAUUUUUGUAAGUCGAAUGGAGAAGGACUCAUUGUCCAAGGAUCCCAGCUCACCGACGAGUGCGAGAGAGAGUUGGAGGAUGAAAAAGGAAAAGAAAAAGAAGAGGAAGUGGAACUUCCCAGCGUUGAACCUUACGAAGAACGAGACUGGAGAUUCGACAAAGCAUUUUCGUCGGGCAUCCUAGGCCCCGGAGUGUUCAAAAUCUCUAGCGCUGUUUCCGUUCCUGGUGUUCUGUGGAGCGGCGAAGUGUUGUGCACAGAGAACUGGAAGAACACAAUCAAAACCGCUGGACAAGGCAGUGAUUUCUAUCUCCGUCCGGUGAAUUCAUUUCUAUCCCUUCCGACUGGUAAAAUCGUUUUGAUCUCUGACUACGAAGCCGAGCGCUUGCUCCCGUACUGGUACAAGGCCAAGAACUCUUCACGGAUCCGGCUGCAGCAUCUUGCCUUAUUUUCUGCAGGUAUUUGGCUGGGCGGAGACCAAGUCGAAUUGCCAGCAUCUGUACGCACUUCUGUCAAGUUCUUCCGUGGCUAUGUGUCAUUCGAGGAGGACGAGAAACGUGCCUUGGAAAGCCUGUUUGUCAGGAGAAACCCUCGGGAAUCCAUCCAGAAAUUGUUGGAGCUGAGGUACAGAGAGCAGUUCAUGGAUCGAAGCGACUUGGACACGUUUGUUCGCCGUCGUGGCGGCUGACUGAGCUUCUAAUGACUAGUAACUAUCUAGGCGUUUGAGCUUCUACUAAAUAUAUCAUACCGUAGCUGUUGCCCUAGUCAAAGCCUCACUUAUGUCUUCGUGGAACAGAUCCCUCAAAGGCAAGCCCUUUGGCCGAGAUGUUGUGGUCCUCGAUUACAUGUAUUGUUGCCAAUCCGAAGGGCAGUUUUUUAGAAAAGACUUUGGAAGAC
This is a messenger RNA of Seminavis robusta, 8219 nucleotides long. NCBI's taxonomy places the organism in Eukaryota, Bacillariophyta, Bacillariophyceae, Naviculales, Naviculaceae. The record is from the annotation of a GenBank genome assembly.